This is a messenger RNA of Cinara cedri, 531 nucleotides long. The record is from the annotation of a GenBank genome assembly. Lineage: Eukaryota; Metazoa; Arthropoda; Insecta; Hemiptera; Aphididae.
AUGUGUAAAGUAUUAUCAGGUCUUAUAUUAAAUAGAAUAAAGCCGUAUGCAAAAGAUAUUGUUGGAGAUUAUCAAUAUAGCUUUAUCAUCAUGUGGGAUCACACCUUCACUGUUAAACAAUUAGUUGAAAAACAUUAUGAAUUCGACAAAGACUUAAAUAUGCUGUUUAUAGAACAUAAACAAGCAUAUCAUUUAGGUAAUAGCGUAGUGCAAUGGAAUGCACUUAUAAUCUUUAGAAUACCUGCUAAAACAUUGAGAAUGAUUAAAUUAUGUAUGGAUAAAACUAGUUGUAAAGUUAGAUUCAAUCAGCAUUUAGCAGAUGAAUUUGAAGUCAAAAUUAGAAUUCGACAGGGAAAUUCUAUCUUUCCAGUAUUCUUUAACGAAGCAUUAGAAACAGUAAUUAGGAAAACGCAGAACAAAUAUAGAGGACUACAUUUGGAAGACAACGAAAAGCAAUACGGAAUACUAGCGUAUACAGACGAUAAUAGGAUCAGAUUGUCAAUAAGUAAAAAUCAAUACCGAGGCUAUUGA